Messenger RNA from Python bivittatus (Burmese python), 1447 nucleotides. Lineage: Eukaryota; Metazoa; Chordata; Lepidosauria; Squamata; Pythonidae. The record is from RefSeq and is a predicted model, not a curated record.
AUGGAAACAGCUGAAACUCCAGAAAUCAUAGCAGAACAUAUACAACUAGCUGGCAAUGUUGAUCAGGUUCCAGAGGCAGCUUUGGAAGAAGCAAAUGCUGGGGAACAGGAAGAUCAUUCUGGACAGACCCAAACCUACAUCCUCUACAUUGGAAACUUAAACCCCAAGUAUUCCAGUGAAGUUCUCUGCAGCAUGCUGAAGGACAUCCUUGGUAUGGCAAGUGUCACCCUCCAAAGAUACAAUAUUGAAGUGAUCAAGAAACGUAAACAGGCCUAUGCUUUUGUUCAGGUGGCCACAGAAAUCAGUCUGGAGCAGGUUCUAAAACAACUACUGCUCGCUUCUGAAGCAGAACAGAACCUGUCCAAGGAGCUUGUGCAGAAAGGGAAAAAUCUCGUUGUGGGACAAGGCAAAAAGCCUGCAUCUGCUACCAAAAAUGGCAGAGAGAGCGAUUCCAUGGGAAGCAGAUCAGAUGUUCUUCUAGGAGGACCACCAGCACCUGAGAGAAGGAAGCAACUGCCAAAUGACAGAAUUAAUCCCAUCAGAAAAAGUGCUAAUUACCCUUGGAGACUGGUAGAUUGGCCAGUGACUUUUCUGAACAGCACUCGCUCGGACAGUGCCAUUGUCCAGAAAGAGAUUGUCGGUAGAGAGUGUCUAUUCUAUGGAGCUUUCAUAGGUGGGGAGACCCGGAAUGUGGAAUUCAAACAAGGAAGCGGUGAAUACCUGACAGUAACUCUAAAGCAUCAUUUGCGGAAGUAUGUGUGCGCUUUCCUCAACAGUGAAGGGGGCAGUCUUUUUGUGGGGGUUGAGGACAACGGCUUGGUCCGUGGUGUCAGAUGCAACCACAAAGAGGAAGACAGAAUUCGCCUGCUCACAGACUCUCUUUUAAAAGGCUUCAAGCCACAAGUUUUCCCUACAGCCUACACCCUGAGCUUCAUCCCAGUUAUCAAAGCAGAAGACACGGGCAUCUUUCUGAAAGUCAUCCGGUUAAGCGUCCAUCCCCCCAAACUGCACGCAGAACCUCUCCUUUAUGAAACAGACCAAGGGGAAGUGUACCUGAGGCGAGAUGGGAGCGUUCAGGGACCCCUCUCUGGAAGCGCUAUCCAAGAGUGGUGCCGGCAGAAAUGGACAGAGGAAAUCAAGAAGCUGGAAGUGAAAAUAGAAGACUUGCUGAAGGAGAAAGAAAACCUGCAACAGGAGAAGCAUACACAGAAUAACAGCACGAGAUGCUGCGUCAUCUUCUGACAUUCAGCCAUGCCACCUAUAACCAUCUGGAAGACAGCUACGUACCUGGGCAAAGAAAACAUAGCCCGGUUAAAAGGUAGUAGAUGAUCUACCUACUGUCAUCUUGCCCCAGGAGUCUGGUGGCUAUUAUGAGACCCUGUUUAGUUCUUUCCAAUAGAAGUAGUAUAUCCUACUGCAACCAACAUUAGAGAAAGUGAUUUUUUUC